Homarus americanus (American lobster) is the source of this 1029-nucleotide messenger RNA. RefSeq names its product serine/threonine-protein kinase PRP4 homolog. The record is from RefSeq and is a predicted model, not a curated record. The transcript has 2 exons. Lineage: Eukaryota; Metazoa; Arthropoda; Malacostraca; Decapoda; Nephropidae. The annotation marks the transcript as partial.
GGAGGUAAUGGGAGGUCAAAGGUCAAGGGAAGUAGAUCAAGAGACAAGGGAAAUAGAUCAAAGGUCAGGGGAAGUAGAUCAAGAGACAAGGGAAAUAGAUCAAAGGUCAAGGGAAGUAGAUCAAGAGACAAGGGAAGUAGAUCAAAGGUCAGGGGAAGUAGAUCAAAGGUCAAGGGAAGUAGAUCAAAGGUCAAGGGAAGUAGAUCAAAGGUCAGGGGAAGUAGAUCAAAGGUCAAGGGAAGUAGAUCAAAGGUCAAGGGAAGUAGAUCAAAGGUCAAGGGAAGUAGAUCAAAGGUCAAGGGAAAUAGAUCAAAGGUCAAGGGAAGUAGAUCAAAGGUCAGGGGAAGUAGAUCAAAGGUCAGGGGAAGUAGAUCAAGAGACAAGGGAAGUAGAUCAAAGGUCAAGGGAAGUAGAUCAAGAGACAAGGGAAGUAGAUCAAGAGACAAGGGAAGUAGAUCAAAGGUCAGGGGAAGUAGAUCAAAGGUCAAGGGAAGUAGAUCAAAGGUCAAGGGAAGUAGAUCAAAGGUCAAGGGAAGUAGAUCAAAGGUCAAGGGAAGUAGAUCAAAGGUCAAGGGAAAUAGAUCAAAGGUCAAGGGAAGUAGAUCAAAGGUCAAGGGAAGUAGAUCAAAGGUCAGGGGAAGUAGAUCAAAGGUCAAGGGAAGUAGAUCAAAGGUCAAGGGAAGUAGAUCAAAGGUCAAGGGAAGUAGAUCAAAGGUCAAGGGAAAUAGAUCAAAGGUCAAGGGAAGUAGAUCAAAGGUCAGGGGAAGUAGAUCAAGAGACAAGGGAAAUAGAUCAAAGGUCAGGGGAAGUAGAUCAAGAGACAAGGGAAAUAGAUCAAAGGUCAAGGGAAGUAGAUCAAAGGUCAGGGGAAGUAGAUCAAAGGUCAGGGGAAGUAGAUCAAAGGUCAAGGGAAGUAGAUCAAGAGACAAGGGAAGUAGAUCAAAGGCCACUGUCAUUGACGUCCUUGUUAUGUUUCUUAUGGCGUCAUGCAGCGUAUUAGCUUAUGGUGACGUCAAGGUGUGGUCAUGA